Molecule: messenger RNA, 4237 nt
Organism: Conger conger (European conger)
Lineage: Eukaryota; Metazoa; Chordata; Actinopteri; Anguilliformes; Congridae
Product: glycine N-acyltransferase-like protein 3
Exons: 7
Coding region: 965-1792 (275 amino acids)
Cellular component (GO): mitochondrion
Molecular function (GO): glycine N-acyltransferase activity
Source: RefSeq, a predicted model, not a curated record
CAAGCUGCACGUUCACGCCUGUUUUCCGUUCUGGUUCCUCAGUGGUGGAAUGACUUGCCUACCACUGUCAGAACAGCAGAAUCCCUCCCCCUAUUUCGACGCAGACUCAAAACCCACCUUUUCAAACUCUACCUUAGUCCUCCCUCCUGAUUUCCCCUGCCCCUUCUUUCUGAUAUCCCUAUCCUUGUCUAACCCCCCCCCCCCAAAAAAAAAUUAAAAAUAAAUAAAAAUUGCACUUAUGAUGACGAAUAUGUUUAGAACAGCAUUCCAUGUGUAUUUUCCUAGUCCUGGAUGUGAUGCUUUGACUUGUGGUAGAACCUAUGCACUUGUAAAUCGCUUUGGAUUAAAAGCGUCUGCCAAAUGACUAAAAUGUAAAAUGUAAAUAUCAGCCUUUAUCUAAUUUCCGUGUUCGCGAAUGCAGAAGCGUGAUUAUAUAAAACCUCUGGGUAGGACGCUUAACUAUGGCGUCAUUGAGCCGUCACCAGAUUAAUUUAAACUGCCUCAGUCUAAGGAGAUGCUGGCUCAGCUCGUCGGGAGGAAGUAUAUAGUGAAGUGCUACAGCCACAGUUUUGCUGUUGGAUUCUAGACACAGGUGCCCAAGUCAGUGUGACCGCCAGUGGGUGAAAACCUACCUCCAUACGUCCACUAGAUAAACGAAUAGGAAAGAAAGCUCUCAGUGCAUAACACAUUUCAGAGCAAUGCAGUAGGCUACGGCUUUCGCUUUCUUCACAUCCGAAGUUCCGUGGAAUCAAGUGUAGAAGACGGACACCACAUCUUCGGGGAUUCGUUGCAAAACUAAUGUCAGUCGGUUAGACUGUGGGAAUUAUUCAUUAAUGCGUGCAUCUGAUUAACCACAGUCAAUAAACAACAUUUGAGUUGAAGAUAAAGUUGUUGGUGAUUGACAACCCCUCAUAGGGUGAAUUCAGGUUGUUAGCUGCUUAUCGUAUCUGUCACGUCUGAAAAGAUGAAGAUUUUAAACAAGGCUGAAUUACAGCAAGCAGAAAAGGUCCUGCACUCACACUUACCAAAAAGUAUCAAGGUCUAUGGAUUUCUGUUUGCGAUGAAUAGAGACAAACCACAUACACUAGAGGUUGUUGUGGACUACUGGCCUGAUUUUAAAACCAUUAUUUGUCGACCGCACUCACAGAGUGAACUGCUUUAUAAAAAAGUGAUUUUAUUCAGUACUGAUGAGAAGACUCUUAAGAGAAUGUUGACAGAAGACAACUGCUUAGACUGGAAUCAAUACUUCAAAAUUGGGGGGAUGGACAACCAUCAUGCCACCAUGUUGAAGGCCAUCUCCGAUGCAAAAGGAGUCACAUUCAGACAGCUUUCAAUUGUCCAUCUCCUGGAAUUACGAGACCCAAGUCUCCUUCCUCAGCUGACCGUGAGCAGAGAUGUGGAGGCCAGGAUCUCCUCUCUGAAUGAAUCCCAUGUCGGGUUGGUGAAUGAAACCUGGAAACUUGGAGGUGAUGAAAAAGGUUCUCAACGAAUCAAACAUCUGAUAAGCCACUUCCCCACAUGUUGCAUCACUGAUGAAGAAGGCCGUCCAGUUUCCUGGGUGCUGCUGUAUGAUUACUGUGCCAUGGGGUUGCUAUACACCCUGCCAGAGCACAGGGGGAAGGGCUAUGCCAAGAUCCUGGUGAGCACCAUGGCAGCUAGGCUCCAUGCCCAGGGUUACCCUGUGUACUGCUACAUCGAGGAGGAGAACCAGGUCUCCUACAGGCUCUUUAAGAAACUGGGCUUUACUGAGGACCCCUCCUACAGGGCUGCCUGGUAUGAGUUCAACUACUGAACCAGUAUUUCUUAUGUGGAAAUUUAGAAAGUGAGGUGAGGUGACUUUAGUCAACCCCUUGAUAAAACAUCUGGCAGUAUGGCUGGAACUCAGUCAGGUAGGAAAAGCUAAUGUUGGUUUGGGAAGGAAAAAUGCACCCUUGUCCUGGAAUGUCUCAAUCAAGCCAGGGAAACACAUGUGACUUCAUCCUAUUGGCAAUCCUAUAGUGUGUCUGUCAGUACCAAGCACACCCACCUCAUUAGGUGGAAAAUUUACUUUCACUCCAUCCACCUGCAUCGUCUUUGCUCAAGACAUGUAAGAGUUGAACUGGCCGUUUCCCGAUAAUGGUGUCUCUUAGCGUUUUACGAAGACUCGAAAGGUAUACCUUACUAAAGUUUUUUUACUUUUCUCAGCGUGUUUCCUGAGCUAUACCUGAGGAGGUUUUUUAGGGAUAGCUUCUAUGUGCGAAGUUACUAGGCCCAUCGACUACUCCAGGUUAUUCCGAUUAUUCACUCCAUGCAGCGACUGCUUGACUGCGUGAUGAGAGAAAGUAGGGCUAUUUAUGAAUAACACACGACAGGAAUACUUACAAAUAUUGCAUCUAUCAUGACUGGUGGGACCUUAUAAAUAGAAUUGAAAACUUACAAACUGACUUAUCCAACCAUAUAUACAAUUUUCGCCAAAUGUGUGUAAGAACACGGCACCUCAGAUUGUGGUAUCACACCUCGUCCCACUGCGCCACCUGGCAAUACACCUUUGGCAUGUCAUGUUUUAUUUACAUUAUUUUAAUAUCUGUUGUGGUGCCUUAAAUGACUUUGCAAUCAGGGUUGAUUUGCCAGAAGCACCAUCACAUUACUGUUGUAAUUCACUAUUUUCUCUGAUUGGCUGACGUUUUCAAUAAAAGCAUACCAACAAGCAAAAUGCACCAACACGACAACAACAUAAGAUAUGGCGGGAAAAAACCAAAGAAAGAAGCACUCCCAUAGGUUCACAGCAAACGAGAUGGAGAUGUGGCACUGAAUAAAGAAACAUUCUUUUUCAGUUUUAGGAAUAUGCUGUCGAACAAAACCAAGAAGACACGAUGGUUAAACAUUGCUCCAGCCCACAGAGAGAGGGGGAAAUCGUCAGUUUCUAAAUAGGCAAUUAAGCUACAUAUUCAAUAAAGUGCAACAUGGAUCCAUUGUAAUGUACAAUUUUAUUCUUUGCAUGAAAACACACCCAUUAAUGUGGUAUUUUAGUAUCAUUAUUAGGCAAUUACAACUGUAGAAUUAUUUGUGUACAUAUUACAUUAUUGGAAUUUGGCAGACGCUCUUAUCUAGAGCGACAUACAGUUGAUUAGACUGGAGACAAUCCUCCCCUGGAGCAUUGCAGGGUUAAGGGCCUUGCUCAAGGGCCCAAUGGCUGUGCGGAUGUUAUUGUGGCUAUACCUGGAUUAGAACCACUGACCUUGCGUGUCCCAGUCAUUUACCUUAACCACUAUGCUACAGGCCGCCCCGUUGCUUAAUUGCUUAACAAAUUGAGAUGUAACUAGGAGCAACAUUUCAGAGGCUUGCUUUCUUAACAGUGGUGGCCACUCAUGGAGUGAGCUGACAACAUUGAUAUGGUGUAGCUAAGAGUGGUCCAGACCAACCUUCCGAAAUGACCACUUACAGAAGGUAUACUUAGUUAAGAACGUUUCCGGAAACAUGCUGAAACGUUAAGGUAGAGCUUAAGGUAUAACGAACGACGUAUCGUUAAGAAGGCUUCGGGAAAUGCAGCCCUGUGAUAUAUUAAUGUUCCUCAGCCAGUCCUUAUCAGCUGGAAGAUAACUUCCAAAUGUUCAGUUAUAAAUCAUUUUGGGAGGAUAUACGUGAAUUUGUUGCCAAUUAAUUCUUGUCACAUUCUUUCCACAAAGAAUUAGGGAUCUAAUGACUGUGUUAGAAGGUGAUAGCACAGAGGACAACUGUAUAAUAUCAAAGAUCCUGUCCAGCCACUCUCUUGGUUUUGAAGUGCUAUCUCGCCAUGAUAUAAGGAUGUACAGUAUACAUACUCUAAUUGUUACAUACCCAAAGUUACAUCUGAGACUGCUCAUCAUUCCAGAGCCCUACUCCACAAUCCUGAUUGUCGGUUGAUUGUAAUAUCUGUAUUUUUCCUAUCAGCAAAAAUCAAUCAGAAUGCAUAACAAUAUGUAUCCUCUUCUGUAGGCUGUGCCUCCAGAGCAGUGCUGUGUUAGAAGCUUUUGAGCCCAUCAUCAGUUGGUCUCCUGAAGACAAACUAAUCCACUGCACCGGCUACCAAACCCAUUUAGAUUAUUCAUUAUUUUGUAAGCGUAGCUGCAAACCCAAAAGCUGACAGGUUAGCAUUGUUAUAGUGUCAGAAGCUAUCUUUACAAUGCAUAUGAAUUUUCUGUUUCAAGGGUUGACUAAUGUCAGAUCCCAAAUCCUCUGUGUAAUUUUCAAACGCUCAAAAUUACAACAAAUUAUUUUG